AUGUCAUCAUCCUCAACAACAUUGGAACGAGAUCCGAAUGCUCAAUACAUUACCGAUGAAGAAUAUCAACGACGAGUCAAAAUUGCUUCGUUUUUGAAAGACUACGGAGCCAUUCUUUCAGUGAUUAUUUCCUUUGCCGUUUAUUAUUUUGUGUUCAGGAAUGGAGGAAUUCGGACGAGUAGUUAUGUUUCUAAUUUAUUGAAUAUGGCAGAUCAACAACAACAGCAACAAUACGAGAAAGUAUUGAGUUUGAUGAUUUUGAAUGGAAGGAUUUGGACGGGUGAAAGGCUUGAGAGUUCGGGAAUCACAAAUUUCAAGAGAACAAAAAACGCACAGAAAUAUUCCAUCAAAUGGGCAGAGGCUUUGGCUGUGCACAAGUCUACGGGAAGGAUCAUUGCGAUUGGAAGCAAUAGUGAGGUGCUGUCAAGAUUUUCUCCUUCGAUGGCUGAGCAUGUGUUGGAUUUUAAAAAGAAAAAACAUCGUGAUGAUGCUACAGGUGAAGAGAAUGAAGUAGAUGUUCCAUUAAUUAUUCCUGGAUUUAUUGAUGCACAUGUUCAUGUGAUUUUGGGAGGAAAAGCAAUGCUUGGAGUACAAUUGAGAACUGUUAAAAACAAACAAGAAUUUGUGGAAAAAAUUAAGGAUUUCAUGACUGUGCAUAAAGUAAAACCUGGAGAGUGGAUAACAGGAGCUGAGUGGUCAGAAACAACAUGGCAAAUUGAAGGUGGCAGCAAACUUCCUCACAAAAAUUGGAUUGAUUCAUUUACAGCUGAAAAUCCAGUUUAUUUAACACGUAUGGAUGGACAUUCAUGUCUUGUGAAUUCUAAAGCUUUGGCCUUAGCUGGUAUUACUAAAGAUACUGUCAUUCAGGGAGGCUCAAUUGAUAUUGAUCCUGUCACUGGAGAACCAACUGGAAUUUUGAGAGACAAGGCACUUGAAUUUGUUCAGAAAAUUAUUCCACCUCUCGAUUCGGAAAAGGCUGCUCUAAUAGCCAUGGAUGAAUUUCUCAAAAACGGUAUUACAUCAGUGCAUGACAUGGGAGCAGUGUUUAAUUUAGGAUCUUGGGAUCAAAUUACGACCUUUACAAAAUUACAUCAUGAGAAAAAGCUAAAGGUUAGAAUUUAUGCUACUGUUGAAUUGGAAACACACAAAAAACUUACAGCGCACAUUCACACAAACUUCAAAAAACCUAAAUCCACUCAUGCCGCUCUUGUGGAUGAUUUUAAAUGUUGUUGGACUGAAAGUCAUGGAGGACGUGCAGGUGAUUCUUGGCUCAAAAUUGGAGGUUUGAAAGAGUUCAUUGACGGGUCUCUAGGUUCGAGAACUGCAUACAUGUUUGAGCCAUUCGAAGGAACAGUCAAUAAUACGGGUUUACUGGUCAUUGAUCCAGAAACCUUCUAUCAAAGAGUCAAGGAAGCUGAUUCUAAUUAUCAUCAAAUAAUUGUGCACGCGAUUGGUGAUAAGGCAAUUUCUUUACUGUUGGACGUAUACGAACGAGUAAUUAAGGAAUCCAACGAUACCACACGAGAUCGAAGACUACGCAUUGAGCAUGCACAGCAAAUUCGUGAAGAAGAUAUUGAAAGAUUUAAAAAACUCAAUAUCAUUGCUUCGAUGCAACCCAUUCAUCUCAAAGAUGAUGCCUUAUAUGCUGAGAGUGUUAUUGGAGCAAGAGCCAAACAGCUUUACAAUGUCAGAAAGUUCCUGAACAAAGGUGUCACUGUUGCCAUGGGUACCGAUUGGUAUGUCGCAGAAUUAGAUCCGUUGAACAAUAUUCACGCUGCUGUGUCAAGAAAACCAUGUCUGUCACCCACUCAUGUCGAGAGAAGAAACGAGCCAAAGAACCCCAAAGAUUGUGAACCUUUCCUUCCUGAAGAACACAUCUCUAUUGAGGAAAGUCUCAUUGCAUACACACAAAAUUCUGCCUAUGCUGCUUUUUCAGAGAAGGAACAAGGUACAUUGAAGAAGGGAUAUUUAGGUGACAUUACAAUUUUGAGUAGAAACAUACUAGCUCUCGAUGAGACUGAUGAGCAAGAGGUGGACUCGAUCACUACAAAAACCAAAAUUAUGAUGACCAUUGUAGGAGGAAAAAUAAUGUAUGAAAAUGAUGAUCCAUCUUUGUCGUCGCUGUAUGUUCACAAACGAGCUUGA
Molecule: messenger RNA, 2145 nt
Organism: Naegleria lovaniensis
Lineage: Eukaryota; Heterolobosea; Eutetramitea; Acrasida; Naegleriidae
Exons: 2
Coding region: 1-2145 (714 amino acids)
Molecular function (GO): hydrolase activity, acting on carbon-nitrogen (but not peptide) bonds
Source: RefSeq, a predicted model, not a curated record